Elephantulus edwardii (Cape elephant shrew) is the source of this 642-nucleotide messenger RNA. RefSeq names its product transmembrane protein 52B (gene TMEM52B). Bases 1 to 642 code for a protein of 213 amino acids. The transcript is spliced from 6 exons. The record is from RefSeq and is a predicted model, not a curated record. NCBI's taxonomy places the organism in Eukaryota, Metazoa, Chordata, Mammalia, Macroscelidea, Macroscelididae.
AUGCAUUCAGGUCAAGAAAUCAGACAUGGCACUGAGAACAAGAAGGAGUCAAGAAAGGCACAGUGUCUGAUUCUGGAGAAACAAGUGCACAGCCGGAUGGGAGCCUGUGCCCAUGCCGCCGCCUCUGCCCUGCUCUGCUUCAUCCAGCUUCCUGGGUCAAAAUGUGAAGAAAGCUGUGUCAGUCCUGAACAUUGCCUGACUACAGACUGGGUACAUCUCUGGUACAUAUGGUUGCUGGUGGUAAUUGGCGGGCUGCUUCUGCUCUGUGGCCUGACUUCUGUGUGUUUCCGCUGCUGUCUGAGCCGCCAGCAAAAUGGGGAAGAUGGAGGACCACCACCCUAUGAAGUGACAGUCAUUGCUUUUGACCAUGACAGUACUCUCCAAAGCACUAUUGCUUCCUUGCAAUCAGUGUUUGGUCCUGCAGCUCGAAGAAUCCUGGCUGUAGCUCAUUCCCAUGGUUCCCUGGGCCAGAUACCUUCCUCUCAGGACACUCUCCCAGGUUAUGAAGAAGCUCUUCACAUGAGUCGCUUCACUGUAGCAAGAUGUGGGCAGAAAGCACCUGAUCUACCCCCAGUCCCAGAAGAAAAGCAGCCUACUCCAAGGGAGAAGGAGUCUCCUCCAACUGAACCCUCUUCUAAUUGA